CAAUAAUAUGCUGUAUAUAAUACAACCGAGCAGUAUAUGAGGUGCUGAAAUAGUCGCGUCUGUUAUCGGAUGAUCAACACGGACACAGCACAUCGUAAGAUUCCGUACUACCAUGGAUACCUUGCGCCAUCUAGGGAUCGUAUUGAUGGUCAUUCAGUGUCAAGCAACGUUUGACUGUCGACGACCAAGCCAGGAUUGUAAGAAUGGCGGAACAUGUUCGUACGUCGCCUCCGCGUGCACCUGCGCCGGGGGUGCCUCACCAACCCACGAGGGAGACGACUGCGGUCUGCUCAUCAUUGACAAAGGCGCCAGCUCUUGCGUUACAACUGACCCUUGCAAGGCAGGUCAAGGUGCCUGCUACGAUGACGGCAGUGGGGGCAUGUGUUACUGCUUCAGCGACUACUACGGUUCGGCGUGUGAUGAACAACGAUUUACUGUGUCGUGUCUGGCUGACAGAAUGGUCAUCGGCCUCAACCCCUACGGUACAUUCAGCGGCGUCGCCUACAUUGAAGGCAAGAGAGGAACAGCGGCCUGCGAGUCAUCGCCGGUACCGUCGGCGUCAUCAUCUGACAACGUCCCCGACACUUGGGAGGGGCGUUACAUCGAGGUGGAGCACACCAGCCCCGACUGUGGAACCAUAACUGCAACUCCAAACGGUGUGAACAUUGAGUACACGAGAGACGUGGUGAUCCAAUACAGCCAGGACUACAUCAUCAACAUCGACGACCGAUACACCGUCAAGUGCGUCCUAGACGGCAGUGGAGUGCCCGUGUCCUACAACAUCGUGCCCGUCAACACCGCAGACCUAUCGCCUCUGAACACCAUCACAAGACAAGACUUCCUGGGUCCCGUGUUCCUGGCUAUCACAAGCGGGGGUCAGGCAGUAUCAACCACCCCUAUAGACGUCGGGGCUGAGCUUGUGUUUACCUUCGCCAUAUCUCCCGACUACGAGUCCAUGUUGAUCAUAUCCGGAGAGGCCAACAACACUAUGACAGUCGGCACCAAAACGCUGAAUCUCAUCACUGGAAGUUGCAUGGACGACGACGCCUUCCCCGUUAUUGUAGAAGAGGCAAGCCGCGGGUCAGGAGGCACAGACAAACGGGAGAUAAAUCUAAAACUCCGAGCCUUCCAUUUUGACGGAAACACAGACGUUGGGUUCAAGUUCCUCGUCAAAGUCUGUCUGACUGCUAAUGCUGCCGACUGCGAUCCAGCAAACUGCCCGCCCGGAAGUGCCAACGGCUUUGGUCGCAGGAGGAGAGCUGCCCCUAGUGAGACAAUCGUGGAAAGAAUUAUCAGCAUCCAGGACCCGCGUUCGAUUACAAAACUAGAUGAGAAAGACGUCGUGUAUUCAGAAUGCCAAAUGUCGGGGAAGAUUUCCGCAGCUAUGAUUGCCAUGGCCGUCGCGCUCUCUAUCCUCAUUCUGCUCUGCAUUGCAUUGAUUGCACGUGCUGUGACGUCACGUAUCCAUAGAAACGUGCAUAUUGAUGAUAAUCACACAAUGUCAUCAGCAGUGAAACGGUUUUAAAUAGCCGAUCUUUUACACAGUAUGAACAUAAAAAAAAUUAAAACGAAUUCUAAAUUCGUCGUAACGUUUUGCCUUUCUAUAUAUAAUUUAGGCCAUCAUUUUGAUAACGAAGUUUUAGGGAUUUUUUUAUGUAAUCGCAAGGAUGGUGAUCGAAAUAAAACAAUCCAAAUACAAACAUUUCCUUAUGAA
Molecule: messenger RNA, 1714 nt
Organism: Haliotis rufescens (red abalone)
Lineage: Eukaryota; Metazoa; Mollusca; Gastropoda; Lepetellida; Haliotidae
Product: EGF-like domain-containing protein 2
Exons: 11
Coding region: 113-1525 (470 amino acids)
Source: RefSeq, a predicted model, not a curated record